Messenger RNA from Pelodiscus sinensis (Chinese soft-shelled turtle), 806 nucleotides. The record is from RefSeq and is a predicted model, not a curated record. Lineage: Eukaryota; Metazoa; Chordata; Testudines; Trionychidae.
UGGCCUCGGUGCGGCUCCCCUGGCAGCCGUGGGACUCUGGGGAAGUCUCCCUGCGGGCACCGGGUCUGGCCCAGGGCAGAGGGGAACCCAGCCGUGCAGUUCUGCUCUCUGGCCACUAGGGGUCUCUGCUCCACCGGGGAAAGCUGGGACCCUGGUCACAGGCCAGACCAAGCUGGAGCUGGAGGGUGGGAGAGCGGGGCCAGCCCCUCCCCCGUCACACGCUGCCUGCGGGCCCCACAGAUCCCAGCCCAGACUCACCCCCUCGCUCUGCCCCACAGAUGUUCCUGCACGUGGCCGAGGAGGUGGGGAAGGAAUAUGGACUGGAGCCCGUUCAGCACCUGGACCUGCUGGUGCGGGACUGGACCAGCUCCCAGCUCCUUGGAGCCGAGGGCGGGGAGCAGCAUCUGAGAGACGUCCGGGAGGACCUGGCGGCGACGUCUCCCUGCAAACACCCCAAGGCCCUGGCCGUGCUGGGCAGAAGCAGCAGCCGCUGUUACCUGAUGCCCUGCCCUGGCAAGCGGAUCGCGACUGGCAGCGCGGGAGCCCUGAGAGACAUGGACGAGGAUUUCCGGGAGGGCCUGAGGGACUACGUCACUGCCCUGGUGGGCUCGGCCGGGAGACACGUCAGGAGGGACCAGCGGGGGGAGCCGCUCACCCGCCGCCAGGAUCAAGAAACUCUGUGCCCUGAUGAAGAAGCAUCGCUCUGGCUUCUCCUCCCCCUCUCAGAUGGCCAUCACCUUCCACAACGACAGAGUCCUGGACAGAGCCCGCGCCGACCACACUGUGAUCCUGCUUGAGAAGGUGAG